GGUAUAAAAAGACAAUUGUACCUUAGAGUCCAAUAGCUUCAAAACUUUUUCUUACCUUUGAAAUUGAAAACACGAAUUAGUUCAUCUCCGAAAGUGUUCCAUGUCCAAUUUCCAUAUCAAAUUAGGUUAAAACAAAGGGUAUAUAUAGAGUCCCGCCCGACAAUCUGCAGUGUGUUUGAAACAAAGUUUCCAAUGAAAUACUUUGGUGAGUCUUAAAUCAAGAGGAUCCAUAUCAAUCCAUUUAAUACCUUCUUCCCAGGUCUCAUAUCAGUCAGUGGCUGGCCGGUUCACGGAAGACUUCUAUCGACUCUUAGCCAAGGAUAAUGCGCAGAAGAAUCUAAUUUCCUCUCCGCUCUCCGUUAAGAUAGCUAUGGCCAUGGCGUACAUGGGAGCUGAAGGGACAACAGCAGACGAACUACGAACCGCCCUGAACCUAACGGGGGAGAAAAAGCAGGUGGCCAGCAAGUACAAGGAACUCCUUAAUGACCUCCUAGGGCGGGAAAAGGAUGCGAUUCUUGAACUGGCUAACCGGAUAUACGUCAAUGAUGAAUAUAGUCUGGUGCCAGAGUAUAAUGAAGUAUUGAGAGACUCCUUCAAGGCAGAAGCUGUGACCAUCAGUCUUAGCAAUGCUCAAAGUGCAGCCGGGAAGGUCAACCAGUGGGUGUCGGAUCAGACUCGUGGCAAAAUCAGGGAAAUAGUUACCUCCAGUGACAUGAAUCGUGGUCUAAAAGCCUUGCUCCUGAAUGCCAUUUACUUCAAAGGCCAAUGGCAGUACAAGUUUGAUAAAAGCGAAUCAAAAAAGAAGUAUCAAGUAUCCAAAGAGGAGCGCUCACCUGCCCAGAUGAUGUCCCAGUUGGGAACAUUUAAAGCUGCUUACCUGUAUGACUGAGAUGCCAAAGUGAUCGAAUUGCCAUAUCGAAACUCCACCAUGUCAAUGCUCAUCUUUCUCCCGAACAAGGUGGAUGGUCUUAGCGAAUUGGAGGAUAAGAUAAUAGGCUUCUCAAGACCUUUGUUCGAAAGGAAAGUGUAUGUCAAGCUGCCAAAGUUCAAAAUUGAGUUUGAAAAGGAACUAACGGAUUACCUUAAAAUGGUUGGUAUAUUUUUAUCCUUGUUAUCAAGGGAUUUAAGUAUUGUUCUCGUACCUGCAGUUGGCCAUUCGCUUGUGCUUAAAUCAAACAUCAAAAUUAAUAAAGUCUUGCAAAAAGCCUUCAUAGAGGUAAAUGAAGAGGGCGCAGAGGCAGCAGCUGUCACAGCGGUUUUAAUACCAGUGUCUCGGCAGCUAUCUAAGGAACCUCGAGAAAUAAUAAUUGAUUUCAUAGCUGAUCAUCCGUUUGCUUACAUAAUUCGUGACGAAAAUACAGUCUAUUUUCAAGGACACGUAGUAAAGCCUGUAGGUUACUAA
Molecule: messenger RNA, 1402 nt
Organism: Drosophila kikkawai
Lineage: Eukaryota; Metazoa; Arthropoda; Insecta; Diptera; Drosophilidae
Source: RefSeq, a predicted model, not a curated record